This is a messenger RNA of Echinops telfairi (small Madagascar hedgehog), 402 nucleotides long. Its product is annotated as translationally-controlled tumor protein-like. The record is from RefSeq and is a predicted model, not a curated record. Gene Ontology annotation, cellular component: cytoplasm. Lineage: Eukaryota; Metazoa; Chordata; Mammalia; Afrosoricida; Tenrecidae. The transcript has a single exon. Gene Ontology annotation, molecular function: calcium ion binding. Bases 1 to 402 code for a protein of 133 amino acids.
AUGGUCAGUAGGAGUGAAGGUAACAUCGAUGACUCGCUCAUUAGUGCUAACGCCUCAGCUGAAGGCCCCAAUGGCGAUGGGACAGAAAGCACAGUGGUCAAUCGUGUUGAUAUUGUCAUGAACCAUCACUUUCAGGAGACCAGCUUCACCAAAGAAGCCUACAAGAAGUACUGCAUGAAAGCCUACAUGAAAUCCAUCAAAGGCAAACUACAAGAGCAGAAACCAGAAAGAGUAAAGCCAUUUAUGACAGGGGCUGCAGAACAAAUCAAGCACAUCCUUGCAAAUUUCAAAAAUGACCAGUUCUUUAUUGGUGAGAACAUGAAUCCAGAUGACAUGGUUGCUCUGCUGGACUACCGUGAAGAUGGUGUGCCCCCAUAUAUGAUCUUCUUUAAGGAUGGCUGA